GGGGGCGCCUAUUGUUUCCUAUUUCGAUAUCUGCUGAUUAGAUUCCUGACUUUGUCUCAUCAGGUCCACUCGAACAGGAGACAGUCCACGGACAUUACUCUGCUGCAGACAUGUUCCUGUAUCUUCUGGGCCUGCUUGUGCUCUUCUACCUGUUCCGCUGGAUCAGAGAGCUUCCCAGGGUCGGUGACAAGGCCAACAAGUAUGUGUACAUCACGGGCUGCGACACCGGCUUUGGGAACCUUCUGGCUCGCCAUCUGGAUAAGAUAGGCUUCAGAGUGAUUGCCGGGUGUUACACUGAGAAGGGAGAGGAGCAGCUAAAGAAGGCCUGCUCCAGCAACCUGAUCACAACACACCUGGAUGUUACGUCGAAGGAGAGCUUGGCCAAAGUUGCAGCCAUGAUUAAGGACAAAGUUGGGGUGCAUGGUCUCUGGGCUUUAGUAAACAACGCGGGUGUUGCUGUUCCCUCCGGCCCCUGCGACUGGCAUACCCUUGACGAUUACAAAUCAAUGCUGGAGGUUAACCUGAACGGGGUGAUCGGAGCCACACUGAGCGUCCUGCCUCUGAUAAAGAAGGCCAGAGGCCGAGUGGUGAAUGUCGCAAGUGUGUUUGGGAGGAUCUGUGUCACCGGGGGUCCAUACCCUGUCUCAAAGUUCGGCGUCGAGGCUUUCAACGACAGCCUCCGGUUCACCCUGGCUCCUUUUGGUGUCAAAGUCCUCUGUAUUGAGCCGGGAUUCUUCAAGACCAGCGUCACAGACAGCGAACUCCACACCAGGAACGUCCAAACGCUGUGGGACAGACUGCCGCAGGACGUCAGAGAUGACUAUGGGGUUGAAUACCUCCAAAAAUCCAAAGACGUGAUAAAAGAAAAAGUCUCCCAGAUGAGUGACGGCGAUCUGAUGAAGGUGGUCAGCUGCAUGGAGCACGCCGUGUCCGCCACCUGGCCGCGCAAACGUUAUUCCCCCGGCUGGGACGCCAAGUUUUUCUGGCUGCCAAUGUCAUACAUGCCAACCUGUUUUGUUGAUUACUUCUUCCUGAAGAAUGCCAUUCCCAUUGCCAAGAAGUUACAGUAACCCUCCAUC
This is a messenger RNA of Poecilia latipinna (sailfin molly), 1079 nucleotides long. Its product is annotated as retinol dehydrogenase 3-like. Gene Ontology annotation, cellular component: intracellular membrane-bounded organelle. Gene Ontology annotation, biological process: steroid metabolic process. The transcript is spliced from 5 exons. Lineage: Eukaryota; Metazoa; Chordata; Actinopteri; Cyprinodontiformes; Poeciliidae. The record is from RefSeq and is a predicted model, not a curated record. Bases 111 to 1070 code for a protein of 319 amino acids. Gene Ontology annotation, molecular function: oxidoreductase activity.